AUGUCGAGUUAUUCUUUAUUAAUUGAUUUAUUAUUCGCAAUCUUGAUCGAAUCACAAAAUGAUGGUAAAACUUUUAUAGAGACAAAGAAUUUAAUUAUUCAAAAAAUCAUUGAAUACGGUCGAUCGACAAAAGACUUCUUCGAAUGGCUCAAAGGCCAUCAUACACAAUCAAAAAGCGUUUUAUUCCUUGGAAUCCUUCAUUAUUACGAUGUUGGCUCUGAUGGUAAUCAUAGCGAAGGCUUCAUGUGCUUCUUAAAAACCGCAAAUACUCAUCCUAUAGCUCAAGUUUAUUUAAGCAGAUGUUAUAGUAGAAAAUUUGGAACGGAUAUGAAUCAUGAUUUGGCAUUUCAUCUGAUACAUGGAGCCGCUCAGAAUGGUAGUCCUGCCGCACAGAAUGAACUCGGUUAUGCGUAUGAGAAUGCGGAAAAUGGUUUAUCCGUUGCGAUGAAAAAUCUGGCUACAUGUUAUAAAAACGGUGAAGGAACCGAAAAGAAUUUGGAAAAGUCCUUAUACUGGAAUCAGAAAGCAGCUGAAAGUGGAAGUGUUAGUGCGCAAAUUAAUCUUGCAUUGGCGUAUAAAAAUGGUGAAGGAGUAGAGAAGGAUUUAGAAAAAGCUUUCCAUUGGUAUAAAGAGGCGUCGGAAAACGAUCACGAAAUCGCAAUGUUGAAUUUAUCCAUAGCCGCUUAUUGGUGUCAAAAAGUAGCAGAGAUUGAAAAUGAUACGCAAGAUUAUGUUACAUUUUACCAUAAAGACAGUGAAAUAAUGGAAACUGAAUGUGAAAAUGAUCCUAUAACUUCAUUUGAAAAUGAUGAGAUAAUAGAUGAAAAUGAAGAAAUAGCCCUUCAAUGGUAUCAAAAAGCAGCAAGAAAGGGAAGCUCCAAAGCAAAAAAUAGCCUUGGGUUAAUGUACGAAAAUG
Funneliformis geosporum is the source of this 916-nucleotide messenger RNA. Lineage: Eukaryota; Fungi; Glomeromycota; Glomeromycetes; Glomerales; Glomeraceae. The record is from the annotation of a GenBank genome assembly.